CAAACUUUCCCCUGCACCACCUGCCAUCCCUGUCUUGAUGAUCACGAUGAGAGCACACGUCCUUCUCCUCCUCCUCGCCGUUGCCACGGUGCCGCUCACAUCGACGGCACUUAGCCCCGACGGGCUAGCGCCUAGCACCUACGCCGCCGAGCAGCAGAAACCAGCGCCGGCGGCCGAUGCCAAAGAAGAAGCCCCUAAGGUUGUUGCCGGGGCAAAUAGCAAUGUUAUGGGUGGUGCCGCCAGCGGCCUCAACUAUGCUGGUGGUGAGAAGAAACCCAAAGGUAAGAGUGACGACGCCGUGAAGAAACCUAUGGAGAACCCGGAGGCCAAGGUCAUCCCUGGAGUCAAAGCUGCAGAGAAGAGCAAUGUCUACGAGAAUGCCGUGGCCUCUGACAAGAAAGCCCUCGAUGCUAUGAAGAAAUCUAAAAUCAAGAGUGAAGAAGCCGAGGAGAAAGCUGACGAGAAGAAAUUAAAAAGUAAGAGCGAGUCCUUUGGGUAUGACAAAACCGAGAGGAAAUCCAAGAACAAGAGCGACGACAUGGAGGACGCCGAGGCCAAGAAGAAACCCAAGAACAAGAGCGACGACAUCGAGGACGCGGAGGCCAAGAAGAAACCCAAGAACAAGAGUGACGACAUCGAGGACGCUGACGCCAAGAAGAAAUCCAAGAACAAGAGUGACGACAUCGAGGAUGCCGAGGCCAAGAAGAAACCCGAGAAAAAGAGUGACUCCUACGAGGACGCCGGUGCCAAGAAAAAAGAAAAGAAACCCAAGAGCAAGGAGGAUGACUCCUCGGAGGACACCAAGAAGAAAUCCGAAAGCAAGAGUGAAGCCUACGAGGAUGGAAGCACCAAGAAGAAGUCCAAAAAGAAGAAGAAGAGCGGGUCAUCAUCCGAGGAAGAUUUCGAUGCGGUCCCCAUGGAGACGCCCGCCGACGAGUCGACGCCGGCGGCCGACACGCCCGAUGGUUACCAAGCACCGACAACACAAACAAUGACCGCGACCGACUCACCCGACGGCUACACUGCGCCGACAACACAAACAAUGGCCGCGACCGACUCGCCCGACGGCUACGUCCCGGCAUCCGACUCACCCGACGGCAACAUCCCGGCGUCCGACUCACCUGACGGCUACGCUGCGCCGACAACACAAACAAUGGCCGCGACCGACUCGCCAGAUGGCUACGUCCCGGCGACAGACUCACCGGAUGGUGAGGUCCCGGCAUCCGACUCGCCGGACGGCUACGACGCCUCCACAGAGAAAUCCAGCAGCAGCAACAAGGUCAAUGUGCAGUCCUUCGAUGACAUAGCACUCCCAGUCCCACAGCCGGUGCUCAAAAUGCUAAGCCCACUCAUCAAGGCCCAGUGCGCCAAGACUGAAUACCCUUCCGUCUGCGAGACCUCCAUCGCCAAGCUCCCCUUCAUUCCCCCGGUGCUCGACAGCGUGGGCGUGCUCAAGCUCGCCAUGGACGCCGUGCGCGCCAGGAUCCAGGAGGCCAAGAACGACGCCCUGGAGGUGGCCAACGAGCCGGGCACCAGCAAGCUCGCCAAGGGCGCCAUCAGCGACUGCCUCCAGCUCUACGACGACAUCAGCUACAGCUACGACAACGCCCUGGCGGCGCUCAAGCGCGGCGACAAGGCGUCGGCGGUGGCCGCCGUCGACGGCGCCCGCACCGACAUCGACACCUGCGACAGCGGCUUCAGGCAAAGCUCCAAGGGCAAGCCUCCCUUGGCCGGACAGGAGAAGCUCCUCGCAAAGCUCUCCAGCAAUGUCCUCUGCAUGAACAGAAACCUCAAACUUUAUUGAUUAAAUUCAAUUCAUUCAUUCACCUGGCUGCCUGGCCAUGGGUUUAAAUUACCAUCACUUGAUCGCUUCUUGUACCAAAUGUCCUCCAACAGAGUCUUGCUUGCAUCUGUAAUAUGUAAGUAUGUGUAUCACUAUUUAUAUGGUUGUGUACUUGUGUCUAUAUGUUGCCAUGUACUGACAUUCAUUCACCUCCUGUUAAACUUCCUUUUUUUUUUCUUCCUAGUGAUUCAUUCAUCACUGUUGAUGUUUAAUUAAUCUAGAUGAGAAUUUGAAAUUUGCACAUAA
Brachypodium distachyon (stiff brome) is the source of this 2089-nucleotide messenger RNA. RefSeq names its product fibrous sheath CABYR-binding protein. Gene Ontology annotation, biological process: negative regulation of catalytic activity. The transcript has a single exon. The coding region runs from base 38 to 1804 and encodes 588 amino acids. NCBI's taxonomy places the organism in Eukaryota, Viridiplantae, Streptophyta, Magnoliopsida, Poales, Poaceae. The record is from RefSeq and is a predicted model, not a curated record. Gene Ontology annotation, molecular function: enzyme inhibitor activity.